Dovyalis caffra is the source of this 426-nucleotide messenger RNA. Lineage: Eukaryota; Viridiplantae; Streptophyta; Magnoliopsida; Malpighiales; Salicaceae. The record is from the annotation of a GenBank genome assembly.
AUGCAGCUCCCUUUAGAUAAAGAACAUGAGGUAAAGAAUUCAAGUGAAAACACUGAGUGUAAGGCCAGUCACCAGAUGGCAUCAUUAUCUCAAAGCAAUUUGCCCACCAAGACAGAGACCAUUAACCAACUCUCUUCAUCUGCAAGCCUCCUUCAACUGAACAAACACAACAUGCAUAAAUCCAGCACCAUUGCCACAAGAGUCUCCGAAGGCAUGGCUGCACAAAACCCUGUACAAAUAGGCACGAGAGGCACUGUUGGGUCCCUCAUAAUGCAAGAAAUCAAGUACUUCAGCCAGCUUGAAUUAAGCUGCCAAGAAACCUCACAGAAGCCUCAGCGCCAUAUUACUGCCGCAGCUUCAACUGGUAACGAAUCUAAAACCACUCUCGGAUCUUCGGCCAAUUGGGAUUUCAGGAUUCAGUUAUAG